Aphidius gifuensis is the source of this 3688-nucleotide messenger RNA. Its product is annotated as putative mediator of RNA polymerase II transcription subunit 26. Bases 127 to 2925 code for a protein of 932 amino acids. The transcript is spliced from 2 exons. NCBI's taxonomy places the organism in Eukaryota, Metazoa, Arthropoda, Insecta, Hymenoptera, Braconidae. The record is from RefSeq and is a predicted model, not a curated record.
AAGAGCUAAAAGUUUGUGGAUGUUUUAACUGUGAACAUCGUGAAUAUUUAAUGACUUGAAUUAAUAAUCUAGAUCAUUAAAUUCAAGAAUAAAAAAAUUUAUUUAAUUAUUUUCUUGUAAAUUAAAAUGAUUAAACAAAUUUUAAUAUUUUUACUGUGUGUAAUUAUCACACAGGUUCAUUCAGCACCAAGUGGAUGUGUCAAUUUGUGCAGUGAACCAAUUGGAGGAGUUGGUGGUGCUGGUUACAAUAAUCAAGCAUCAGAAUCAUUGUCAGCAUUUCAAACACAUGCAGCAAUUCAACAAAAUUCAGCAUUACAAAAUUUUCAAAAUCUUCAAAAUCAAUUAUUACAUGGAUCACAAUUAAAUUUGGGUUACGUUCGUCCUGGUAAUUGGAGUGAACGUGAUCAAUGGGCAACUGAUGGUGGUGCUGGUAAAGUACAUGAAGAACGAGGACAAUUAGAAACUGGAAAUGCAAAAGUUCAAUACUACAAAAAAAAUUAUACUGCUUCAUUUGGAACUGGUGGUGGUGGUGGUAUGAUUAUUGGAAAUAGUCUUUUGGGAACUCAAAAUUCAGCUGGUUUAUUUAAUCAACAAAAUUAUGAUCAACAAUCAAGUAAUUUAAAUAGUGCAGUUGAAGAUUUUAGUGGAACAACUCAUGGAGUUCAAAUGGGAAAUGAAUUACAGACUCGUUUACGUGAACUUCAAUCACAAAUGGAUCAAUUUAAUGUUAAUUUUCAUCAACAAUCAUUACCUAUAACGACAACGUCUUCAUUUGAAAGUCACAUGAGCCAAUUAAAGACUCGUAUUGAUCAAGCAAACAAUCAAAUACGUCAAAAUAAUAAUAUAAUACAAAAUUCACACUCAUCUAAUGCCAAUCAAAAUUAUGAAUUUCAAAAAAAUAUGCAACAACUUGUUAAAAGUUAUGAAAAUCGUAUGCAAGAAUUACGAAGAAUGUUGGAUCAAAUUACACAACAGUCACAACAACAAACAAGCCAAGUUACUCAGCCAAAUUAUCAUCAACAACCAAAUCAAUAUACUGAAAGUGUAAAUAUUCCAGAAACAAAUAUUUAUCAACAACAUUAUGAUUAUAAAUCUCAACAUAAACAAAAUAAUUAUGUUCCAAGUACUCAAAGUUAUGUUGUACCAUCUGAUAAUUUACAGCAAUCACAACGUUAUCAACAACAAACGUAUGUUCCAAAUGAUCGAGUCACUUCAUAUCCAUAUCAACAACAACAACAACAACAACAUUCACAGGCAUAUGAGCAAUCAUCCCUAGAUCAUCAACAAUCACAACAUCAUGGCACUAAAAAUAUCAAACGUAUUCCUAUUUAUCAUAACAAUCGUUAUCAAAAUUACAGAGAAGAAGCUGCCAGUGAAUUGGAUACAUCCAAUGAUAAUCUUCAACACAGUCUUGUCAACCAAAAUGCUGGACAGACAAUUGUGCCAAGUGGUUCAGGAAAACGUGUUGAAGAACACUGGAGUGCAUCUGGACAUAGAAGUGAGACAAUUAUUCCUCAUCAUGUUGUUGCUGACACAGCUGCCAGUAAUCAACAGCUUUUUGAGAGAAUAAGACAACAACAACAACAACAACAACAGCAUCAACAACAACAUCAGCAACAUAGAAGUGGAUCAAGUCAUUAUACAUCUGGUGGAUCUUCUUCAGUAUAUCAACAAUCUGGAGGACAAUACAACACUGGUGUUCUUGAUGCAGGUCAUAAUCCUGACUGUGAUACAGAAACACAAGCACAAUAUAAUUCUCGUUAUCAAAGAAGAUACAGAAGAGGAAUUAGAGAUGGUUCUUCACGACAUACUGAUAAUUUAAAUCAACAAACUGAAGAUUUUUCACAGCAAACUCAACAAAAUUAUCAAAAUUUUAAUCAAGAACACAAUGGAAGAUUACAUCAUGGUCAGCAUGAGCAUGAUCAUGAUCACGUUAACAGACAUCAAGGACAAGUAGAAGAAAAUCAAGAUUUUUCUCAGCAGCAUCAAACACAAAGUAGCCAACAUGAAUUAGGAAGUCAACGUCAUCAUGAAAAUACCCACGAUCGUUAUGGUGGUAAUUACCAUCAACAACAAUCAACUAGUGCUGAUUAUGAUCAGCAUACAGAUAGUCAAUCACGUCAUCAUCAUAAUGACAAUGAUCAAGAUCAAUAUGAUCGUCAUGAUCAUCUUGAACAUGGUGGAUACAGACACCAACAGACUCAAGUUUCUCAACAAGAGGCAGGACAAUUUGAAUUUGGUCAACAAACACAUAGUUAUCAUCAACGUCCUGGUCAAUAUGCUUUACAAACAGAAAAUUUAUCACAACAAGCUCAAGGAUUUGGUGAUUUUACUCAACAACAACAGAAUUCUUCUGAAUUUACUCAGCAGUCAUCGAGUCAUUUAGACUUUAAUCAAAAUGACAAUAGUUUUGGUGCAAGACCAGCACCAAAGCCAACAAGAAGAGGCCAAAAUUCAUUAAAUUAUGAAACAAUGGAUACUGAAGUAAUUCGUCCAGUUGGUGUUAAAGGUGGAAGACCAAAAAAAAUUCAACAAUUACAGAGUAGCAAUAGUGAUGCAAGCACAGUCAUUGGCAUUGAAAAUCAACAACAAAAUGCUGGAUUAAAUUGGCACAUGGGACAUCAUCCUGGAGACUUGACAAGUGACAAUUAUCAACAACAAAAUAUUCCAGAAUUAUAUUCUCAAACAACAGGAAUAAAACCAACUCCUUUGGUGACAUUGUCACCUCUUUAUGGAAAUGAUCCUUGGGAUGUUCGUGAAAAACAAGAUGUCUAUUCAAACAAAGAUAUUCCAUUGAUUCAAUCAUCAUAUUCUACUGAUGAUGCAUCAACAACAAUUAAACCAGGCUUUUGGAAUAGAAUUUCAAAUAAAAUUACAAAUACAUAUGAAAAAGCCAAGGACAAAAUGUCUGAUGUAAUUGGCUAAGUUGAUGGAUAAUUAAAAAAUUGCUCAACUAAUUAUUCAAUCAACAAAUUAAUUGUUUGUUAAAUAUUCAUUGCAAUUUUUCAAUUGACAUUCACGUUUUUUCAGAUUAAAACAAAAAAAAAUGUCAUAACAAAUUCAUCAUUUUUUUUUCUUUCAGUUUUAAAAUAAAAUUAUUUAAGUCUAUUAUUAGUAUUAUAAAUAAUAAUAAUAAAUAUCAAUGAAUGUGCAAAAUAAUUUAAAAAAACUACAUUCAUGACAAUAAAUAAAUUAAAAUAAAAUUAUGUUGUCUUACCUCAGGAAGACCUUUGAAAAAUCUCACAAACAUUUGCUGUGCAAUUGCAUCUAAAAUAAAAAAUGACAAUCAUUAUUAUUUUGUUUAUAAUUUUAGUGUUGUUGAAAAGUAAUAAAUUGAACAAACCCAUUCCAAAUCGUGUGUUUGGUUCAUCUUGUAUAUCGUCACCCAUUUUAAUAAAUAAUUAAACCUGGACAAUAAUUUAUUUAUCUGUUUGUUUAUAAUUAAAUAGUAAAAAAUAAAAUGCUUUGCAAUGCUUUGUGUAAAUUGUGUAACACUCACACACAGCCAGUACAAGUAACAACAAAAGAUUGAGAAAAUGCGCGGGCUUUUUACAAUAAAAAAAAAAAAAAAACAUUAAACAACAACAAAUCGCCAUGAUUGAUAAAUCCAUUACAGUGGCCUCUCUAAUCUUUAUAUCUUACUAUGAAAAUAUAUUUCUGGCUCUGAUUUAUCAACAAAAUAAUGACA